Molecule: messenger RNA, 729 nt
Organism: Chara braunii
Lineage: Eukaryota; Viridiplantae; Streptophyta; Charophyceae; Charales; Characeae
Source: the annotation of a GenBank genome assembly
UCGGGAUCAGGAUCCGGAUCGAGAUCGGCAUCGAGAUGGGAUCGAAAAACGAAAGCGAAGGCGGGCGGAGGUCGGUCGCGAUGAGCGGAGGUAGGCGAAGCCGGGCGGAGGUGGGCGGUGGUGAGCAGAGGUGGGCCGACGAAGGGGGAGGCCGAGGAAGCGGAGGUGGAAGCGGAAGUGGGCGGGGGAAGCAUUGGUGUGGGGGGGGCAGCGAGGGGAAAGCGGCAGCGUGGCGGGACCCAGACAGGCCGAAGAAGAAGAAUAAGAAGGAGAAGAAGAAGGAGAAGAAGAAGAAGAAGGAGAAGAAGAAGGAGAAGAAGAAGGGGAAGAAGAAGGGGAAGAAGAAGGAGAAGAAGAAGAAGAAGAAGGAGAAGAAGGAGAAGGAGGAGAAGAAGAAGGAGAAGAAGAAGAAGAGGGAGAGGGGGGGAUAGCCCACAUCGUGACAUGGCAGCACGGUUGCUCCGCGAAGAUGCGGAAGAAAAAUAAUAAUAAAAAAAAAGGCCGAAAAAAAAAAACCACGUGCCUAUCUUCCCACGUGCCACGAUCUUGCCACGUGGGAAGCGAGGGGAAGCGGAGGUCAGCGGAGUCAAGCGGAGGUGGGUGGACCCGCGGAGGUGGGGAGAGGUCAGCAGAGCGGACGCAAAGUUUUUUUUUUUUGGUCGGAAACAGGACGAAUAAUAAAAAGAAAAAAAAUAAAAAAAUAAAAAUUAACAAAAAACUAAGAAAACG